AUGUAUCUUUUAAUCGCAACGAUCGCCAAUGGGGUAUUAGGCAUCACCAUGAUUGUACUCGGUGCGAAGAAAAUGUGCCAAGCUCUCAUUCUCGACCCUUUUGUCUGUGAUCCCGCACAUGUCGUGAGGGCAUUUAUUAGCUUGGGGAUUAUCCUAGUAGGAAUGUCCAUCGUCGGGAUCGUGGGUUUGAUUACGUACAGCGAACCCUGGAUUCAGAUAUACGCUUGUUUGAUGUUGGCCCUGGCAGUGAUCCAAAUCAUAACCGGUGGUAUUAUAUUUCAUCGGAUGAAAGGCAUUCGUACCGCCCUCAAUAACGGACUCGAGGAAAAGUUCCAAGCCUACGCCCAGCACAAAAGCGAAAUAGACAAACUCCAAUCGACCUUUUUAUGCUGCGGCUUAUCGGACGGGGAAAAGUGGAACAAUACGGAUCUACCGUCGUCUUGUUGCGGCCGGGAAACAGGUAUUUGCUCACCAUCAUCGGCCUUCAAUUCCUCUUGUUCCGAUAAAGUGGGAAAUGUGGUCGAAGAAGGCUUUUAUUUCCGAUCUCUUCGUACUUUGUAUGAGAGUCAUCAUGCGGUUGAAGAAGAUGUCACAAGAAAGCCCAAGACGAUCAACCAGCAUCUCGAGAGAUCCUUCUUCCAUUCCAGAAAAAGUUAA
Molecule: messenger RNA, 657 nt
Organism: Cimex lectularius (bed bug)
Lineage: Eukaryota; Metazoa; Arthropoda; Insecta; Hemiptera; Cimicidae
Product: tetraspanin-6-like
Exons: 2
Coding region: 1-657 (218 amino acids)
Cellular component (GO): membrane
Source: RefSeq, a predicted model, not a curated record